Microthlaspi erraticum is the source of this 576-nucleotide messenger RNA. The record is from the annotation of a GenBank genome assembly. Lineage: Eukaryota; Viridiplantae; Streptophyta; Magnoliopsida; Brassicales; Brassicaceae.
AUGGACGGGAACAAGAAGGUGUGGGGUUACAAGCAGAGUCUCGUGCUCAACAAGAAAGUCAAGGGAAAGCCAGUCAAGACUGAUUGGCUCAUGACCGAAUAUUCCCUUAACAAGGACGUUCACGACGAUACGGUCUUGUGUUGGAUCCGAGACAAGACCGAGAAGAAAGGCAAACCAGGGUUCGUUGACCAGGUGCCUCAGGUGGCAAACAACAUCUUACCGAACCAAGUGGAAGAACAUGAAGUUGCUUUAACCGUUUCUGCUAGUGAGCCUGAGAUGAUGUAUGAGGGAGAACAUGCUGAGGUCACUCAACAGCAACACCAGCAAUAUACACCGAUUGUUCCUCAUCAACUUCCAACCCAAGUUUCGGAUUUUGCGACGAUGAUCGUGAAUAGCAACAACAACUACAACGACAACGUCACGAUGAUGGGUGAGGGACAACAAAUUCAACAACAACAACAACAACCUCAUGAUGACGAUUUAGGUUCCCAUGGCUUGGACAUGGCUGGUGAAGACCGUUUCGUUACCUACGACGAACUUUUCAAUACGGAAGGUGGCACCACUCAAGAACAAUAA